This is a messenger RNA of Linnemannia hyalina, 432 nucleotides long. NCBI's taxonomy places the organism in Eukaryota, Fungi, Mortierellomycota, Mortierellomycetes, Mortierellales, Mortierellaceae. The record is from the annotation of a GenBank genome assembly.
AUGAAGCGCGUGAUCCGUCUCUACCACUUCGUCAUUGCCGUGCGUGACGACAUUCGGGACACCGACCACACGGCGGACGGAAUACGGCUGCGAUCGCGCCUGCAGAGAGCCCUGUUGACUGACUAUGAGUUGUUGAUUGUGACCGAUAUGCUUUUGCUGCUGGGGCCAGUGUUGGACUUUACAAAUAUGGCCAGCUCUGCCAAGAAACCUGGUCUUCCUAAGUCCCUUAUCCUAUCUAUGGCCCGGUCAAAUCACGAUAUUGCUCUUGCCGUCGCUGGAUCUGGAAUCGCCGCGUUACUCCUACAAGGCGGAAGAAUCGCUCAGUCGCGCUUCAAGAUUCCCGUCCCUACCCACGAGGAUAGUGUUUGUUCAGAACUUACAACGGGUAAGGUCAACGGGUUCCAAAGCUCCCUCGAUGGGGACUCGAUUUGA